AUGGCACAAACCACUACAUCCCAGUUCUCUCUCUCUCUCUCUCUCUCGACUGUGUUUACUGUGCUUUUCAGCUUCCAUACUUUGACAAACUGUUCACCCCUGUCAUCUGUCUUCCUCACCACUUUGCUUGCAGUCAGUUAUACCGGCUUUUUGACGCCUCCCCAUACCAUUUCUUCCUAUUCACCCAAGCCCCGACCUAGAUCCUACAUUUCUUGUCCACCUCCACCCGUCUCUCUCUCUCUCUCUCUUUUGUAUAAACUCUUUCUUUUCUCCACUUGUAACUCUUUUUCCCCUCUCAACUGCUCUCAAGUCUCAACUGUAGAUUCAUUUCUUUUCUUACAUAAUAAUCAACCCUCUUCUUUCUAUUCUUUAACUCUUUUGUCUUCUCAUAGGAUCGUUGUCUCUUCAUUUCUAAAUCUGUGUCCUAUCUCCAUGUUUCUAUUACCUUUCAUCCUGCAUCUCUCUUUUUCUUUCUUUCUUUCAUUUUUUUUUUUCCCUCCACUUUUUUUUUGUUUUUAA
Messenger RNA from Acanthosepion pharaonis, 519 nucleotides. The record is from the annotation of a GenBank genome assembly. NCBI's taxonomy places the organism in Eukaryota, Metazoa, Mollusca, Cephalopoda, Sepiida, Sepiidae.